AAAAACAAAAAUUAGUGACACAUAUGUACUGUUUGUUUGAAUGAAUUGUAUGUCAAAUAUUUGUUAAUUAAAUUGUCUGUAAUUUACGAAACAGUUGUGUAUUUGUGUGUCAGUCAUGUCAGACAUUGAGAGUGUGUUAGCCGAAGACAGUUUAGAUUCAGAUGACGAAGAAUACGACGGCCGUUGCAAAGUCGACGGCUACUAUUGUGGUUCAUGUGAUUAUCGGACUGUCGAUCAAAGCAUUUACGAUAAACAUCUGGAGGUCAACGAUCACCUAAAAGGACGUAUUAGGCCAUACAAACCCAAACCAAAAGAGGCCAAACCUAUGACCGUCACUUUGGGCACUAAAAGUCGUCCCAAACGUGCAAAGAGUGGCACAAUUGAUGACAAGUUGGCAUCAAUGCCAACAACAAUCUAUCGCCGGCACCGCAAGAGUGGCCGACAAAGUGUAAAACCUUUACUUUAUGUCCCCGACAUCACCAUUAAAUCAUAUGCCAAACCGUUGACCACAUAUUUGUGUCGUAACUGUAAUUACAUCACAAUUGAUAAGCAAGUGUUUGACGAGCACUUGACCGACAACGACCACCAACCGAUGCCAACCACUACUAUAACACCCGUAUUAGAUGAUUCAAAUGAUGAGACCAUUAAUGAAACUAAAGUCGAAAGCAAUAAAAAGAGCGACAAAUCCAGUAAUAAAACUAAAAAUAAAACCCAAAACAACAAUAAAAAAGUUGAUAACAGACGUGAAAAAUCCAAUACAAAAACCAGAUAUGGUUUGAGACGUCAAACAAAAGGAAGAAAAUAAGUAUUCAAUUAUUUUAAUCAACA
Oppia nitens is the source of this 828-nucleotide messenger RNA. RefSeq lists its product as uncharacterized. The coding region runs from base 116 to 805 and encodes 229 amino acids. The transcript has 4 exons. Lineage: Eukaryota; Metazoa; Arthropoda; Arachnida; Sarcoptiformes; Oppiidae. The record is from RefSeq and is a predicted model, not a curated record.